UCAACUAGCGCGUGAAAAUAGAAUUACAUUUUACCACGUGAAAUAAUAUAAAAAUAUCCGUGUAUUAUUGUAUCGGCUAAGUAUGAGUGAUAAUAGCAAGGAAUCYCAGGAAAUCAAGCCAUUUAUAUCGAUUGGUCUMAACAUGUCAGAUGUACCGGUKAUUGCAGAAAGAAAGAUGGACUCCAACUCGCGCAACGAACGAAGAGGGGCAAUUCGUGAUGCUUUUGAAACCAUUUUAGAGAACGUUGAAGGAAAAGAUUACAAGAGACAAGGUCUACUUAAGACACCCUCUAGAGCGGCUGAAGCGAUGUUGUUUUUCACGAAAGGUUACGAAGAAAAUUUAGAUGAGCUCCUAAAUGAUGCAGUAUUUGAUGAAGAUCAUGAUGAAUUGGUUGUAGUUAAAGAUAUUGAAAUGUUCUCUUUGUGCGAACAUCAUCUAGUUCCCUUUGUUGGGAAGGUUCAUAUUGGUUAUUUACCAAAUAAGAAGGUUGUAGGACUCAGUAAACUGGCAAGAGUUGUAGAAAUGUACAGUCGGAGGCUUCAAGUACAAGAGCGUCUCACCAAACAAAUUGCACAAGCAGUUGUAAAUGCAACCAGUCCAGCAGGUGUUGGAGUUGUCAUUGAAGCAUCKCAUAUGUGCAUGGUAAUGAGGGGAGUUCAAAAAACAGAUAGCAAGACAGUAACAAGUUGCAUGUUGGGAGUGAUGCGUGAUGACCCCAAAACAAGAGAAGAAUUCUUAGCUCUAAUAAAAUAAUGAAAUUA
Molecule: messenger RNA, 762 nt
Organism: Exaiptasia diaphana
Lineage: Eukaryota; Metazoa; Cnidaria; Anthozoa; Actiniaria; Aiptasiidae
Product: GTP cyclohydrolase 1
Exons: 6
Coding region: 83-754 (223 amino acids)
Biological process (GO): tetrahydrobiopterin biosynthetic process; tetrahydrofolate biosynthetic process
Cellular component (GO): cytoplasm
Molecular function (GO): GTP binding; GTP cyclohydrolase I activity; zinc ion binding
Source: RefSeq, a predicted model, not a curated record